This is a messenger RNA of Arachis duranensis, 1351 nucleotides long. RefSeq lists its product as uncharacterized. Bases 132 to 929 code for a protein of 265 amino acids. The transcript is spliced from 4 exons. The record is from RefSeq and is a predicted model, not a curated record. Lineage: Eukaryota; Viridiplantae; Streptophyta; Magnoliopsida; Fabales; Fabaceae.
CCCCCAACUGCUGCCGCCCCUCUCUUCUAACAGCAGCAGCAACACUUCUCCUUCCUCAAACCAACACACUCAACAGCAGCAGAUUUUCCCCUUUCCCCAACAGCUUGCAACACUCAUGGCUUCCCAUUGCCAUGAAAGAAACCGAAAUUAGAAGCAGAGGAUGGAGAGGGAGUCAGAGUCGCGCGUCAGGGGAAGAGAAGAGGGAGAGGCGAGCCAGCAGCGGUGGGCCUCGCCGUCGCCGCCCUGCUGCUCGCCGUUCGCCACCAACGUCGAAGAAGAAGGAGAUCAGAAUCGGAAGUGAAGAGGGUCGCGUUUCACGCCGUGCAGUCGCGUUGCCCUCACCGCGUCGUGUCGCCGCGCCGUCAAUCGUCCUCACCGCACCCCACAACGAGCUGCGUUCCCUAGCCACCCGUUGCAUCCUCCCUGUGCCGUUCUUCACGCCAUUGCGUUCCUUCGUCGCCGCCGCCGUUGACAGAAGAGGGAGUUUGAUCCGAGAGCGCAGUGAGGGAAGGGCGUCGCCGGAGGAGAGCCUGGCACCGCCGCCGCCACUGUUCGCCGCGCCGUCAUCUCUAGCCUGCGCCGUUGCUAGUCGCGCGAGGGGGAGACGCGCCGUGAGGGAGAUCCGUCACGUUUCUGCCGUCGCCGAUUCACACGCCGCCGUUGUGCUCCUUGCCGCAGCGCCGCUGCUGGAAGAGGAGAGCUCGCCAGUUCUGUCUCUCACUACCGUCUCCGUCGGAGCUGCCGCCACGGUCGCCGGAGCUUCUGGCCGAGCCUCAACCGCCGGGAAACCGUUACUGGAGCCUGUGUCAUUUGGAUUUCAUCGCGAGUUACCUCCACCAGAAACCACCGCUGUGAUUCUGAUCACCGGGGACGACUCUGUGACUUUCGGGAUCACCGCUGAAGCUCCAGGCAGAGUUUCUGCCGCUUGAGACCUUGCUGUUGUCGCCGGAAAAUUUUGCCGUUGAUCCACCGGAGCUUCUGGCCGCCGCCGGAGCUGUGCCGGGGCCGGUUCGAAUCCGCAGCUGCUUCGUGUUGAUUUUCCGAGUUGUUUAUGCUGCUGCGAAAAUGUGUGGGGCUGUGCUUUGAAGCUGCCUUUGAUUUUGAGUUGAGGCGGAAAGGACUUGAUGAUACGUUUGGGUUAUGGAAUUUUGCGUUUUGAGGAUAUGGGCGCAGAAGUUACGAAGAAUUUAUUUAGUUAUUGUUGUGAUGUUCUGUAUUGCUUUGGACUAUUAAUUAUUGUACCCUCGCCUUUAUCUUGAUAUAUUCUAUAAGAGGGAUAGGGAUUGUAUUGGUUAAUGUCUGUAAUAUUAUUUAUAUAUAUAUGUAUGUAUAUAUAUGGAUGUACUCUUUA